Messenger RNA from Penicillium alfredii, 711 nucleotides. RefSeq lists its product as uncharacterized. The record is from RefSeq and is a predicted model, not a curated record. The coding region runs from base 1 to 711 and encodes 236 amino acids. NCBI's taxonomy places the organism in Eukaryota, Fungi, Ascomycota, Eurotiomycetes, Eurotiales, Aspergillaceae. The transcript has a single exon.
AUGAAAUCAACAUCACCAACAGUCAGAUUCUCCACUCAUGGCGGGGAAUUCACGCAAAUUGGCUACACCGGCUUCUCGUGGCAGCAUGAUAUGCGAGUGCACAACGAGACGGAGCAAAGCCUGGUUCUAACACUAUUCAACAACGCCAACAAUGAGAUAGCAGCCGGGCCUGCCACUACGGGCCUUGGCCUAGCCAUCGACCUUGUGAAUCGCACGGUGACCAAACUCCGCUCACUAUUCAAUCCAAACAAUUUGAUCCAUUCCGUCAGCCAAGGUAAUUAUCAACUCUUGAGUGGGACGAACGGCCAUGUCCUCAUGGACUACGGAUCCAUUGCUAAAGUCAAGGAGUUUGACGGCGACGGCAAUGUGGUCUGCAGUGCGCAGUUCGGCGACCAUAAUGCGGUCGCCUCCUACCGUGGCUACCGUUGCCAGUGGCAUGCCGCUCCGUUUUGGAAGCCCUCCCUGGUUGUGCGACGCACUGACACCGGGGCAAACGUGUCUAUGGGCUGGAAUGGUGUCACGAAUUAUGACAACUGGGCUGUAUACUCUGUUAUCUCGGAGAAAUCUGUCGAGGGCCGAUGGAUCAGGACUGUUUCACGUACUGGCUUUGAGAUUACUGUCACUUUGACGGAUGUGUCUUCACAUUACAUUCAAGUUGUUGCUCGCCAAGGAGAGACUGUUUUGUCCAAAUCGGAAGUUGUUUCUUUCUAG